Molecule: messenger RNA, 1798 nt
Organism: Microcebus murinus (gray mouse lemur)
Lineage: Eukaryota; Metazoa; Chordata; Mammalia; Primates; Cheirogaleidae
Gene: RAPSN
Product: receptor associated protein of the synapse
Biological process (GO): synaptic transmission, cholinergic; positive regulation of neuromuscular synaptic transmission
Cellular component (GO): plasma membrane; neuromuscular junction
Molecular function (GO): acetylcholine receptor binding; protein-membrane adaptor activity
Source: RefSeq, a predicted model, not a curated record
AAGGCUGCCUGGGGGCGGCGGGGGACCGGGCCUGCCAGGACAGUCAGGGCAAGUGUGGAAGGUGCCGAAGGGACGCCCAAGAGGGGCCCAGGUGGCAGAGUGCCUGUAUCCCUGGGGGAGCCCCCUCCCAGCACCGGUGGGUGUGGCAGAAGCCCGCGUGACCUUGCUGCUGACAUUCCUCAGGAGCCACGUGGCCCCAACUGGCAGGGACAGCUGUGCACAGAGGCCGCACCAGCUUUGUUCCCAGGGUGGCGCCCGCUCUCCACCCAGGCCCCGCUCUGGCUCCCACCCGACACUUUCACUCCUGGUUCUUAGCGGGCAGCCGGCGCAGGGGGUCCCCCGCCAUGAGCGCCUAGAGGUCUCCGGGAGUGGGGCGCAGGGCUGGGGGAGGAUGGGGCAGGACCAGACGAAGCAGCAGAUUGAGAAGGGGCUCCAGCUGUACCAGUCUAACCAGACAGAGAAGGCGCUGCAGGUGUGGAUGAAGGUGCUGGAGAAGAGCUCGGACCUCGUGGGGCGCUUCCGCGUGCUGGGCUGCCUGGUCACGGCCCACUCGGAGAUGGGCCGCUACAAGGAGAUGCUAAAGUUUGCCGUGGUGCAGAUCGACACAGCGCGGGAGCUGGAGGAUGCCGAUUUCCUCCUGGAGAGCUACCUGAACCUGGCGCGCAGCAAUGAGAAGCUGUGCGAGUUUCACAAGACCAUCUCCUACUGCAAGACCUGUCUUGGCCUGCCUGGCACCAGGGCAGGUGCCCAGCUCGGAGGCCAGGUCAGCCUGAGCAUGGGCAAUGCCUUCCUGGGCCUCAGUGUCUUCCAGAAGGCCCUGGAGAGCUUCGAGAAGGCCCUGCGCUAUGCCCACAACAACGACGAUGCCAUGCUCGAGUGCCGCGUCUGCUGCAGCCUGGGCAGCUUCUACGCCCAGGUCAAGGACUACGAGAAAGCCCUGUUCUUCCCCUGCAAGGCCGCAGAGCUCGUCAGCGACUACGGCAAGGGCUGGAGCCUCAAGUACCGGGCCAUGAGCCAGUACCACAUGGCCGUGGCCUAUCGCCUGCUGGGCCACCUGGGCAGUGCCAUGGAGUGUUGCGAGGAGUCCAUGAAGAUUGCACUGCAGCAUGGGGACCGGCCGCUGCAGGCGCUCUGCCUGCUCUGCUUUGCUGACAUCCACCGGAGCCGUGGGGACCUGGAGACGGCCUUUCCCAGGUAUGACUCUGCCAUGAGCAUCAUGACAGAGAUUGGAAACCGCCUGGGGCAGGUGCAGGUGCUGCUGGGUGUGGCCAAAUGCUGGGUGGCCAGGAAGGCGCUGGACAAGGCUCUGGACGCCAUCGAGAGAGCCCAGGACCUGGCCGAGGAGGUGGGGAACAAGCUGAGCCAGCUUAAGCUGCACUGUCUGAGCGAGGGCAUCUACCGCAGCAAGGGGCUGCAGCGGGAGCUGCGCGCGCACGUCGUGCGGUUCCACGAGUGCGUGGAGGAGACAGAGCUCUACUGCGGCCUGUGCGGCGAGUCCAUAGGCGAGAGGAACAGCCGGCUGCAGGCCCUGCCCUGCUCCCACAUCUUCCACCUCAGGUGCCUGCAGAACAACGGGACCCGGAGUUGCCCCAACUGCCGCCGCUCGUCCAUGAAACCUGGCUUCGUGUGACUCCCAGCAGCAGUCGCAGGCUUCUGCCUUGCCUCCCGGCUCCUCUCCACCACGUGCCGGAGGCCCCUGUCCACUCCCGGGGCAGCACUGCUGCUCCGAGGGGCCUCGCUCCCCUCCCCGCCUCUUUGUACUUUGUUCUUUAUAGAAAAAUAAACUGUUUGUACCUGG